AUGCUGGCUGGUCUCGGUGCUUCCGUUGCCGUCACUUUGCUAGACUUGUCUGAGGAUGAGAGGUUGCUAAUCCUGCGGGGAUGUGCUGGUCUGGAGGGAAACGGUGCUGAGCUAGAGGGCUUGCAGACGCUGCGUGCAGCGGCCCUGCAGUUGGCCGAGGCUUCUUGGUCUGCGGCGGACUCCGAGGCUUUUCUGUGGGUGGUCGGCGCGUGCCGGUCGCAGUCUUCCGGCGGCUUGCUCGUUCGCCGGUCCAAAGCGAGAACUGGCUAUGAAACGUCUGGCGAAAGGUCGGCGACUUUGCUCUUUCUAGAGUCAGCAGGCGAGUUGCUGGAGGCGGACAAGAUCCAGAUCAGUCGCCACCCGGCUAUUCGCAACAGUCUGGAAGAGCUGGUCGUAGAACUGUCAGACAAGGAUCUGCGUGGCAAGCGGCAGGGGUGUCAGCUGCUGGUGUCGCAGGUUUGCGUCAUGGAACGUCUCGUGGUGUGUGGCAAGGGAGCAGGCGAUUUGGAAGCGAUCAAGUCCUUGGACCGCGACCUGGCAGGUCUUCUGCAGUGUAAGGACAUCUCUUUACGGACGCAAGCCUUGCUCGCAACUAAGAAGGUGAAGACCAUCAGUCGCUUGUCGGCGAUGGCGGAUGACCGUGGCGUCUGUGGUGGUCUUCCAAAAGUCGUUGCGCACACUGAGCUGGCCCAACUGAGGGAGAGGUUCGAAGCUUUCUUCUACAGCUUGCCGCACAAGUUGAUGCCAGCCAAUGCCAUGCUGGAGCAGCACUUUGACGGGGUGGACAAUGGAGAGUUUCAAAAUCUUUCUUUAAAGGAGUUUGCGUCCAGGGAGGAC
Molecule: messenger RNA, 837 nt
Organism: Symbiodinium necroappetens
Lineage: Eukaryota; Dinophyceae; Suessiales; Symbiodiniaceae
Source: the annotation of a GenBank genome assembly